GAGGUGGAGGGCUGCAGGUGUGAGGGCGCGGCGGCGUGACGGGCGGAGAGCCGUGGCUCUCGCCGCUGUGCCCUGUUCUGUCCCGCUUUGUGGGAGUGCGGGGGUGUUACUGCUGUCGGUCACUGUGAGGGGAGCGCUGCGUCCACGGUGCCGGGCCUCAGGCCUUCGGGUCCCCCAGCCCCAGUCGGCCACACAAUCCCGUGUCUGACGAUGUGGUCAUUUUCUCAAAAUGUCACGCAAGUAAUUUAGGCGAUUUAUUCCCCAUCAGAUGCAAGCUGAUCUCGUCCCUACUAAGGACAGAGUGACUUCGUAUCUGCUGUGGCCCAGAUUUCUCAGGGAAAGAUAAAAUGUAUAAGAAGAAGAAGAAGAAGAAACAGCGAGACUCAGGGGACAGCCUCCCUUCCUCAAAACCAUCUAAGAACCCACGGCUGAAAGACCCCCAGGGAAGCCCCCAGAGCUCCAUGCUGAUGCAGUCACACCAUUCCAGAGAGUCAGAAGACAGCCCAGAACCUGCUGCCUCUGUAGAGCCAAGUGGGGAGGAAUCACAACCCGCAGCUUCCAGCUGCUUUGUGGAGGACACAAGAGCUGCCUCUGACCUCCUGGAGUCACCGGAAGAGCUGGUCCCCCUGCCUCCUUCCCAGAACUCAGGUGGGAGGUUUGUCCCCCAGUUUGCCAAACCAAAGAAGACAACAAGAAGAAAAGCCAAGGUGUGGGAAGAGGUUCCAGAGAGCUGCACCGGAAGCCAGGAAACACGGCCAGAGCUGGGUGCCCUCCAGGCAGGAAGCCAGCCAAAGAAGGAGUCCCCGAGGUUCCCUCUCCACGAUGCCCAGAGGCCAGAAGACCAGACAUGGGCAGAUGGUGCCUGCUCAGAGGAGGGGACCAUUCCACCAGAUGCUGGAAGCCUAGGGAAUAAUGACUUUGAGAUGCAGAGGGCCAGGGUUCAAGACAGUACUAGCCAGGAAAGGCACCUGUCAGAUGGUGAUGCCAAAGGGAGAGAGGCAAAUGGCAGAGCCCCACAGGAAGGAGGUGCCCAAGGAGGGGAACCCCAGGAAGAAGGCAUCCUCUACAUUUCAGCACCAGCUCCUGCCUCAGACCCCACUGUACCUGUCCCCACGCACACACACAGUAGCACAGAUGCAGCACCAAGCUGCAGCAGCCCAGCAGAUGCCUCUCUUACGGACAGUGUCAUCACAGCUGUGAGCUUAGAUCCCUCUGUGCUGCAACAGAGGGCUCCAGAGGUGGCUGGGAUGCCAGGCUCUCCAGAUGGGCAGACCCCUGGUGGAGACUGCACUGGGACUCUGCUAGGCUACACACCUCCUGCUGAGGAGACCACAGCAGGCAGAGAGGAGGUCAGGCUGGAAGAGGGGUCCCCUGGUGACAUCCUGGCAAGCCUCACUGAGACUGCAGUUCCCGAGAAAGAAGAGCCCCUGGUGGAUGCUGGAGAUCCAGAUCAUAUAGAACAGGAAAUGGGUCCCGCUGUCAAGACCAAGGACCCUGACUCUGAUGGACAGUUGCCAGGAGGGAUAGGAAUGCUGCCUUUGAACCAAAAGGUAGUGGAGUUAAGCAGCCUAAACUGUCAUCGAGACUUUGAGGGCCUCAGCUUGUUCCCUCAUACCUCCUCUCAGCUAGAGCAUAGUUAUGCAGCUAGUGACCCUCCCCAGAGGAAGGCCUGUCAUAGCAGUCCAGGAAUUCCCAUAGACCUGGCAGGACAGCAGCCAUCAGUUCCCAGUUCUAGAGAUCAGGCUGCAUGGCAGGAGUCCUCAACAAUGGAACUAGACUUCCUGCCCGACAGCCAGAUCCAAGAUGCCCUGGAUGUCCCCAGUGUGGAGGCUCUACCUGAGCAGGGUUCUCCUGCAGGGAAUGUUCCAGGCCUUAGCUGGCCUGUCUCUAGCCCAGAUGCCAUCGGAGGAUCCCCAAAGGUAGUGACCAAAGCUCAUCCCAGCAGACCAGCGGCGGGGACCUGGGUCCAAGAGGCCUGCAGGAUGCAAGAUGCCACAGACACAGUGCGUGGCCUCGUGGUGGAGCUCUCCAGUCUCAACCGGCUGAUUAUGAGUACCCACCGGGAACUGGAGGCCUUCAAGCGCAGGAAAGCCAAGCCUCUGCCUUACCUGACAAAGGGGUUGGGGAGCCUUGCUAGAGGGGAUCAGGGCUGGAGGGACCUGUAGGCUGUUCCAGCCUGGACCCCCCCAAGCCCUCUGGGCCUUUGGGGGUCAGUUUACCUGGGCUCCCGUCCUCUGACAGCAGGCCCCUACCACAGGUGCUCAUCCAGCUUCCAGAGCCUCCUGAGCUGAGAUGCAGUUGCUUUUCCGUUUGUUUCGGGAGGCGAGAGGUGCUCUUUGUUCUUUUCCGUUUUGUCCAUGUUACUUUUGGGA
Chionomys nivalis (European snow vole) is the source of this 2372-nucleotide messenger RNA. It is a transcript of the gene Brme1, whose product is annotated as break repair meiotic recombinase recruitment factor 1. The record is from RefSeq and is a predicted model, not a curated record. Gene Ontology annotation, biological process: double-strand break repair involved in meiotic recombination. The transcript has 9 exons. The coding region runs from base 348 to 2165 and encodes 605 amino acids. Lineage: Eukaryota; Metazoa; Chordata; Mammalia; Rodentia; Cricetidae.